Molecule: messenger RNA, 622 nt
Organism: Racocetra persica
Lineage: Eukaryota; Fungi; Glomeromycota; Glomeromycetes; Diversisporales; Gigasporaceae
Source: the annotation of a GenBank genome assembly
CCAAGAAGCAAAUAAAGAGGAGUGUGAUUUUUUGCUAAAAGAAAUUGAAAAUCUCCAAGAGCAAAAAGAGCAGUUAAUCUCUAAAAUUAGAGAACAAAUAAUGGCUGAGGAGGAAACAAGCCAAAAUAUCGUUGUAGAAAUCCGUCCACAUGCGGGUGGGAAAGAAGCCGAAUUAUUUGUCGGUGACCUUUAUCAGAUGUAUGAAAGUUUCGCUAAAGAAAAGGCCGGAGUUCACCGCGUACAAAGAGUUCCGCGUACAGAAAGGAAAGGGAGAGUGCAUACUUCCACAGCUAGCGUGGUAAUUUUGCCCGAGGCUCAAGAUAUAAAUUUAAGUAUUCGCGAUCAGGAUUUAAAAAUUGAGACUUAUAGUUCCGGUGGACCAGGCGGGCAACAUGCCAAUAAAACCGCCUCGGCAGUACGAGUUUUUCAUAUUCCGACUAAAACCAUGGCAACUUCGCAGGAUGGUCGCGAUCAAAGAAUUAACCUCAAAAGAGCAAUGUCUGUUCUCAAAGCACGGAUUUUAGAAAAAUUACAAACCGAGAAAGCAAAAGAAGUAGGUAAUUUGCGCUCUUCUGCCAUUGGCACAGCGGAAAGGUCUGAAAAAAUUCGCACUUAUAAUUGA